Molecule: messenger RNA, 486 nt
Organism: Neoarthrinium moseri
Lineage: Eukaryota; Fungi; Ascomycota; Sordariomycetes; Amphisphaeriales; Apiosporaceae
Exons: 2
Coding region: 1-486 (161 amino acids)
Source: RefSeq, a predicted model, not a curated record
AUGAAGCCUCAAUAUCUCUUCAUUCUAACAGCAUACAUGCUUGGGGCGCAUGCUGCGUCAGGUCUCUCCGACUACGCUAGGAGUAUACCUAGCUGCGCCCAAGCCGCUUUCAAAGAUGCCGCCGCCAGCAACGACUGCAGCACGACAGCCGUUGACGCCAACGAGCUCAACUGCCUAUGUAAACACAGGGCAAGCAUCACCAUGAGUGUUUCGCAAAAUGCUGAAAGCAAAUGUUCCUUGACUUUCGCCAGCGCAUUUGGGCGCUUUUGUGGUAGAUGGAUUGCCCAAUCUACCGCGGCAACCGACUAUCCCGCCGCCACGAGUGCCAUAGGUGAUGUGUUCGCCGGGAAGGACACCAGCGGAACAGCAUCGACAGCAUCGACAGCAUUAAGCUCUACUUCCAAGAACCAUGCACCGGCUGCAACAAUAGGACCCCAAGUAGGAGUUCUGGGAGUCGUAGCUGCAGUGGCUGCUCUGGCGUUUUGA